GUGAACGCGUACAUAACACGAGCCCGCCUGCCGACCCGGAAGUUAUUCGAGCGGUUGUCCAACGUGUGUGCGGUGAGGCAGCUGCGUGUCAACAUCAUGGGUAAGUCCAAACAGGUAGGAAACCACAAAAGUGGCAAGAAGAAGCAUAUUGCCAAGACAUGGAAGACCAAGCGCAGGACAAAGGACCUUGACCAGAUUCAUGCAGACAUGAUCCCUGGAAAUGCUGCUAAGUUAUUAAAGCAAGAUGUAGAUUAUGAUGUUACAGGCAGUGCCCAGCAUUACUGUCUGCACUGCGCGAGAUAUUUUGUUGAUUUGAAAACCAUGAAAGAGCAUUUCAAGACCAAAGUUCACAAAAAACGAUUGAAAAAGCUGAGGGAAGAGCCAUAUACACAAGCUGAGGCAGAGCGGGCAGCAGGAAUGGGCUCUUACAUCCCACACAAAACCACAGAGGUUCACACACAGCAAGUCGAGGAGAAUAUGGACUGAAAAAUGACUUCUACCUAUCUAUGGACUUUUCUGAGUAAA
Rhinichthys klamathensis goyatoka is the source of this 525-nucleotide messenger RNA. RefSeq names its product zinc finger protein 593 (gene znf593). The record is from RefSeq and is a predicted model, not a curated record. Gene Ontology annotation, molecular function: zinc ion binding; nucleic acid binding. The transcript has 4 exons. Bases 97 to 486 code for a protein of 129 amino acids. NCBI's taxonomy places the organism in Eukaryota, Metazoa, Chordata, Actinopteri, Cypriniformes, Leuciscidae.